AUGUCGCUCGUGGUGGUUUGGAACACGGCAUGCAGUCCUGUUGAUUGCCCAAACUCUGGUCUGCAUUAUUUCCGACGGAUCGGCAACUCAAGCAUCCUUUCGUUGUUUCAGCGAAGCGACGGAGCCGCCUACCUCAGGUUCAAUACAUACUGUGCUGCAAUGCGUAAACGCCCAGGCACUAAAGAGGCCGGUAAAAUUGCGAUUUCAAGGCUAUCUUUGGGAAAGGAGGGAGCGCUGCAAGGGGGCUUGUUAAUACAUCGUUUGAAACCGCACCAGCAUGUCCCAUCUAUGUGGUUGUUGUACUGUGCAACCAUCGAGAGAUGUGACGAAAAAGGCCCGAGAAUUGGGUUCCACUGUGAUGCGCGAGCGCCUCUCAGGCAGUUGGACGUGAACUUUUUUGCUCAAAGUCAAUCCGCCAACCAGAAAAUAUCUAUGGAUCCAAACUUGCUACUGAACUGCUUCUCGAACGUACUUUCUGUUGAGGUUGAAACCUCCUCUCCUCACUUGGUUGAUGAAGAUUGA
Messenger RNA from Histoplasma capsulatum G186AR, 522 nucleotides. RefSeq lists its product as uncharacterized. Bases 1 to 522 code for a protein of 173 amino acids. The record is from RefSeq and is a predicted model, not a curated record. The transcript has 6 exons. NCBI's taxonomy places the organism in Eukaryota, Fungi, Ascomycota, Eurotiomycetes, Onygenales, Ajellomycetaceae.